Molecule: messenger RNA, 3503 nt
Organism: Geodia barretti
Lineage: Eukaryota; Metazoa; Porifera; Demospongiae; Tetractinellida; Geodiidae
Source: the annotation of a GenBank genome assembly
CAUUGUUUGUCAAAUGCAGCUAUACAAAGAUUCUGCUUCACUCAGACGGUCAAGGACGGAUUCCUUUGAAAUAUAUCAAUCGGAUGAUGGUUACCAGACAAGCAGCUGCUACUUACAUCACCCAGUUUCUGACCGGCUUCAACAUCGUCAUGGCACCAGAGGAGAAAGGGGCGGAAAAGUACGUGAAGGUGGAGAGCUUUACGUGGGAUGUGUUCAUACGAGUGGUCGACCAUCUUCUCAACAACAGAACUAGUGACCUGGACCUUAUCAUCCCUUCAGUGAGCACGAAAAAGGUGUCGUUGAUUCAGAAAGUGAAGAUCGAUCUGGGAGACUUCCAGCGAUUUCUCAACAACGAACAACGGGACCCGAGACUGAAUGAAAUUCUUCAUCCCCCAGUGUCUAAAGGACAGGCCCGAGAACUGAUGGAGAGAUUAGAGGGCGGGAAAGUUCUGACAGCGCGAGGUCUUCUUGACUACCUGAUGAGUGAAGAGAACAACGUGCUGGAUCUGGCCUCGUUGGACCAGUACAUGGACAUGAAUAAGCCACUCAAUCACUACUUUGUCAACUCUUCGCACAACACCUACCUCAAUGGCCAUCAGCUACGAUCCCAGAGUCUCAGCGAGAUGUACAUACAGACGCUCCUCAAGGGUUGUCGAUGUCUCGAGCUGGACUGCUGGCCAACUGGCGGAGGUGAUUCCGAAGACAUCACCAUCACACACGGAGGAACUCUCUGCACUAAAGUACCCUUCAAGGAGUGUGUCGAAGCGAUCAAUGAGUUUGCGUUUGUAAGGAGUGAGUAUCCCGUGAUAUUGUCCAUUGAGAACCACUGCAAGUCCAGAGCCACUCUCAUUCAGAAGAUGGCCAACAUCUUUACCAACACAUUUGGGGAUAAGCUGAUGAAAGAGCCGUUUGACGACAUGCCGCUGGAGCCUGGGGUACCACUACCCUCCAUUGAAAGGCUGAAGGGGAAAAUCUUCCUCAAAGACAAAGUCAAGAGAAAGAAAGACAUUGCUGAGGGAGGAGGGACUCUCCCUCGAAACACCCACGGAAUGACGGCUGCAGCAGAAUCUGUGGACCAAACAGCGAAUGGAGAUAGUAGUAAGACGGAGGAGCCGGGAGGGGGAGGGGGAGGGGCUGAGGGAGGCAAAGAAGGAACACCCGCUGCUGUCGAUAAACCAGGGGGAGAGGAAGAGAAGAAGGAGGAGGGGGGAGAGAAGGAGGGAGGUGAGGGAGGGAAGAAGGAAGAAGGGAAGGUCGAGGCCGAUGGAGAUACUUUUUGCGAAGAAGAUAAGAAGAGACAACUGCGGAAAGGAUCCAUCGAGCCUUCUGAAGCAGUGAGUAGACAACUGCGGAAAGGAUCCAUCGAGCCUUCUGAAGCAUACAAGGACAGGAGGAAGUUAUCGGAGCUGGACAUCGGGACCACGCCCACCUGUGUCGCGUCUCCCGGCAACACUCUCAGGAGAGGGGAAACUAUGACGGGCGAGGGCGACAUGCCUGUGCGGUGGCACUGAGACUGAGGCAAUGGUCAGUGGUCCGCUGAAGGAGCUACUCAACUACACGACUGGGAUCACCUUCGAGGGAUUCGCUGCCGCUGAGAAACUAAACUGUAGUUUCUACAUGAGUUCGUUUGUGGAGGACAAAGGUCAGAACUUCAUCAAAACCCAGGCCAGGGAUUUCGUGAAGUACACGCAGCGACAAAACAGCAGAAUCUACCCAAAUGGCAGCAGAAUUAACUCCAGUAACUAUAUGCCUCAGAUUUUCUGGAACGUAGGAUGUCAAAUGGUGGCACUCAACUAUCAGACUUCAGAUUUGCCAGUGCAACUGAAUCAAGCAAAAUAUGAAUUCAACGGAGGAACCGGGUUCAUCCAAAAGCCGUGGGUCAUGAUGAGAGAGGGGGGCGGGGCCGGGAUUUUUAACCCCUUCACUCAGAGUAAACUGGAGGACGUGGUCCCAGCAAGACUCUCUAUAAAGAUAAUCAGUGGGUCGUUUCUGACUGACAAACGGACCAACUGUAUAGUCGAGGCAGAGAUGUAUGGUCUGCCGGCCGAUACUGUUAGACACAAGUACACCAAGAAGGCUGCCGCGCCACAUCCCUUCUGGAAUGAACCUCCUUUCACCUUCAAGAGGAUCCUUCUUCCUGAGCUAGCAAUCCUGCGAAUCGCAGUGUUCGACGACGAUCGUGAGCUAGUGGGUCAGCGAUGUCUCCCAGUGAGCCACAUCAGACCCGGCUUCCGAUACAUCCCGCUGAGAGACAAGCACAACCAGCCACUGCCCAUGGCCAUGCUGUUUGUCAAUAUCAAGGUUGAAGAUUGGGUGCCAAACGAAAUGGAAGACGUGGUGGCCAUGUUGAUGGAUCCUAUCAGUUUCGCAACCAAAGCCCUCGAAGAACUAGCCAAAGGAGAUGACCUCGAUGAUCUUGGGGAGGAGGGAACGGAGGUAGAUAACCCCGGGACAGACGGAGUACCCCAAACUACCCUGAAGCCCUCCGGAAGAACUGACCCCGACCAACGACGACGACCAAGAAGACCGAGUCUUCUCCCUCGCCCCCCUCGAACCUGCAGCCCCCUUCAAACCAGGGGGCCACCACGACCCCCUCGAUUCCCUCGGUACCUUCUUCGGCGAACAUGUCGGAUUUCCCGGACACGCUACCGAGUUUCGACAGAGCGCGUGAGAGGCCGCCCCCCGAGUCUGUCUCGUUCGACUCGAAGGCCGUCACGGAACAGAAGGAGUUCAUGAAGGUAGUUCGUCGACAGGCAAGCAGAGGAAGGGGCUCGUUCAGGGACACGACAAGUCGAUGAAGUCCCUUCAGUCAAGACUCCAGAAGACCAAGUCAAUGGACCUCCAAUCUCCAAAUGAAGUCGACUCCAUGAAAGCCCAGCAGAAAGGCGAAGUCUUUACAUUUGACCACACCUCACUCGUGAGCGCCACAAGGUCCACAGAGCCUGCCUCGAGGCUGCUCAGGCAGUCCAGAUGAAUGGGCUGGAAAAACUGCACAAGAGUGACCAUGACGCUAUGCACAAGGACCUGGCGGCUCUGAUAAAGAAGCAUUCCAAGAGUGUUCAAACUGCUGACAAGAAGAACCGAGACGUUACAAAGGGUGAUCUGGAAGAACGGGCCAUAAUUCGCGGAAGACCCGACGCGAGGAGAGUUUGCAAGGCUCCAUGAUGCAGAGAAGACGAAGCUGACGGAGAGCCACGAGGCUGAGAGAAAGAGAUUACUAGAUGCUCAGGCCAAGGACAUUUCUGAUUUGGAAGUCAUUGCUGAAAGCGAAGAACCUUCCCCUUCAUCUCAUCUCUAAUUAUUAUGUCAUUAUGACAUCACUCGGAUGACAUCAUAGCAUUACAGUAGCUAUUAAUAAUUUAACUCAUCUUUUAUUCCCAAAGAAUUAUUAUUAUAGUUGGUGCUGAUAAUAGUCAUUAUGUCAUAAGAGUAAUGUGUAUUGUAGAUGAUUUUUAUAUUUGACAUGUGCAGCAAUUGAGUUAACUCCGAAAUUGAAAUGGUGG